Messenger RNA from Coregonus clupeaformis (lake whitefish), 4276 nucleotides. RefSeq names its product ecto-NOX disulfide-thiol exchanger 2. Gene Ontology annotation, biological process: ultradian rhythm. The transcript has 16 exons. Gene Ontology annotation, molecular function: protein-disulfide reductase activity; RNA binding. Gene Ontology annotation, cellular component: plasma membrane; external side of plasma membrane. The coding region runs from base 138 to 2252 and encodes 704 amino acids. The record is from RefSeq and is a predicted model, not a curated record. NCBI's taxonomy places the organism in Eukaryota, Metazoa, Chordata, Actinopteri, Salmoniformes, Salmonidae.
GCAGCCCAGUCUGCAUGCCGAGCAAAGCCGAAGGGGAAAUUAUAUAUUACUCUCAAUCUAAGGAAUAUAUUUUAUAAACACGCGAAACAGUAGCCGACGGGAGUUCACUAUCUGGACUGGAACAUUUUCCGUGGACAAUGUUUCUCUUGCAGUAUACAGGACUGAAUCCGCUGUCCUUUGACUCGUCCUCCAACAACGAGCCCCUGCAGUUCAGCAACUCCAACGGGCUGCUGGUGUCAGACUGUCCUCUGGAGAACGGAGCUGAGAACAGCAAUAAGAGGAAGAGACCCAGCCUGCCUCCAGAAGGGAUUCGUAACAUGUCCAUGGACUCCAGCCCCAUGACGAUGCCCAUGUCAGACUCCAACGCCUGGGCCACUGCGAUGACAAACCUGGGCAUGGCUCCCAUGGGCAUGGCAGGACAGCCUCUUAUGUCAGAUUUAGACUCAGGCCUUGGCAUGAUGACGGGCAUCGCUCCCAUGAACCCUAUGAUGCCCGGCCUCGGCAUGGUGCCCCCACCCACCCUGCCCCACGAUCUGCCUAUCGUCAAGGAGAUAAUUCACUGCCAGAGCUGCACCCUCUUCCCCCCCAACCCCAACCUCCCCUCUCCGGCCAUCAGGGAGCGCCCUCCCGGCUGUAAGACUUUGUUUGUGGGCGGUCUACCAGAGAACGCCACCGAGGCGCUCAUCGUGGAGGUGUUUGGCCAAUUGGGUGAGAUCAUCACCAUCCGCAAGAGCAAGAAGAACUUCUGCCACAUCCGAUUCGUCGAAGAGUUCACCGUGGACAGAGCACUCUUUUUGUCCGGCUACCAUAUCCGUCUCGGGUCCAGUACAGACAAGAAGGACACAGGGCAGCUCCAUGUGGAUUUUGCCCAGGCCAGAGACGACCUGUAUGAGUGGGAGUGUCGUCAGCGCAUGUAUGCCAGAGAAGAGAGGCACCGCAGGAGGAUGGAGGAGGACCGUUUCAGACCCCCCUCCCCUCCACCCAUCGUCCACUACUCAGAGCAUGAGUGUAGCCAGCUGGGGAACAAGAUCAAAGAUGAGGCAACGUUUGCGGAGGCGGUGCGUGUGCUGCUGAGCUGGGUGGAACGCGGUGAGGUGAACCGUCGUAACGCCAACAACUUCUAUUCCAUGAUCCAGUCGUCCAACAGCCACAUCCGCCAGCUGAUGAGUCAAAAGGCCGCCCACGAGAAGGAGAUGGAGGAGGCCAAGGACAAGUUCAAGACUGCCCUAUCUGGCAUCCUGGCACAAUUUGAGCAGAUUGUGUCUGUAUUCCACGCUGCUUCCAAACAAAAGGCAUGGGACCAUUUCUCCAAAGCUCAACGCAAGAACCUGGACGUGUGGCGCAAGCAAGCAGAGGAGAUCAGAAAUAUGCAGAAUGAAGAGCUGAUGGGGAUCAGACGAGAGGAGGAAAUGGAGAUGUCUGACGAUGACAUGGAGGAUACACACGACCAUGACGAAUCAGGCCCUGUGGCCCAGGCGGAAGCCCUAAUGGAGGAAAAUGGCUCUCUGCGCUGUCAGCUUGACGCCUACAGGAAUGAGGUGGAGUUGCUGAAGCAGGAGCAGGGCAAGAACCAAGAACACACACCUCCACAACAGAGUGAAGAGGACGCCAGCAGGCAGCAACAACUAACCUUUCUACAACAGGCACUACAGGGCAUGCAAAAGCAACUGCUUAAGAUGUGUGAAGAAAUGAAACAGCGGGAGGCAGAGUUGGAGAAGAGUAUGGAGGACAAACAGCAGCUGGAGAGCCAAGUACAGAGCCUCAAGGAAGGACUGGAGAGUCUGAAGACACUGACAACACACACACCACAGCUGCAGACAUCACCGCGAGAUGACAGUGGGAGCGAGGAGAGUGCUAAUCAAGUCAAUCUGGAGACAUCAACGCGAGAUGACAGCAGGAGCGAGGAGAGUCCUAAUCAAGUCAAUGAGGCGACAGCAUUAGCACUGGUGUCAUGCAGUCAGGAAAUGGAGAGUCUGCCCCCAGAGAAGAUUCCCCCCAGUCUUGUUCACUCUGAGAGAGAGGCCUUGCUAGUUGGGAUCAUCUCUACUUUCCUCCAUGUCCACCCGUUUGGAGCCAGCAUAGAGUACAUCUGCUCCUACCUACAGCGGCUGAACACCAAGAUAAACACAGGGGAGGUGGGGGCUCUACUGGGUCAGCUGCCCUGUACCUUCAGACAGGAGCUGACAGGGGUGGGUGCCAGCCUGGAGAAACGCUGGAAGUUCUGUGGCUUCGAGGGCAUCAAGACCACAUAGAGCAUUACAGGGACAUGGAGGACAUUAUGGGGCCACAGAGGACAUUACGGGGACACAGAGAACAUUAAGGAGACACAGGAGAGCAUAGAGCUCAGGCUGCAUUAUGAGGACACAGAAGAAACAGCAUAGAUUUCAGGCUGGGACACUGAGGAAACAGCCUCUCUGUAUGGGUGACGGAGAGGGUGACUUGUCUCCAGGGUGACAGAGACCUCUACAACACCUCCAACGCCACACUGCUCUGCGCCCAACUCUGCAAAGCCUUAUGGGAUAGAACAGCACUGGGAGUCCCAGAGAAGUAUCAGUCCCAAGGUGCCAGGGGAUUAGCUGUUUGUCUGUCAUAUGGUUGGGCCGGACUGUUCUCAGAGCCUAAUUGGUUAACUCUGCUGUCACUCAGUCAGGGCCACGUUCAGUUGCCAAACAUUGUCGAACGUUGCAGAUAGAAAUGCCAUGAAUAGAGCCAACAUGAUUCCUUGGUCUACAUGUCGGAGAGGCAUGUAUGUUCUAUAUUAAAUAUUUAUAUCUGAACAUUCCAAAAUGUUGUGUCCUGCUGAACGCGCCCCUUGAAGGUUAUCAGGGUCUGCUGUAAACUUUCAACCUCCAACCCUCCUUCCCUUUCACACUUCUCUCUUUUUGUUCCUUGUUUGUACAAUUCUAUAAAUACAAUUAAUAUAUUUCCAUACUUUCUGUAUGGGGCAUUUCCAUGUAAAAGGAUCCAUUAGCACCAACAUGUGAAGUUCAUUGGAGCAUGUCAAAUCUGGUGUCAAAUGAGCCAUAUACAGUAUACAUUUUUCAACCAUUUUCUAUCCUAAAUAUUAGGAAUAGGCAAAGGCUUUGAUUUCUGGUCAAACGGACGGAAAAGGGGUUUUACAAAACAUCUACCAGAAAAGGUCUUAAAGGGAUUCUCCAGUACUUUGUAUAUAUUUUAGCCAGUAGUUCUGAAGUAGCGCUCACGAGACAAAAGUGGUCCCUAAAAUUGCAUUCAAUGUCACAUAUGUGCAGAUAUGUGCACCACGUCAUUGCUCUCUCUCUCUCGCUCUGCUGUGUGUGCAUCAUGUGCAUCUUGCUAGUUGUCACUCAUAUGGCGAGGGUUGGACUAGCUAGGCCCACAUGGGGGAAAAUGUAGGGGAAAUUACACAGCACAUCUUCCAGAAAAACUGUUGGUUUCAAAAAUGUUGUGGCUAAUUGAGGUAAAACAGUAAUUCUGCUCAUAGAUUAUGCAUGUAUGAACUAUCAAAUAACAUUUUAUUUGUCACAUGCGCUGAAUACAACAGGUGUAGACCUUACAGUGAAAUGAUUACUUACAAGCCCUUAAUUAACUAUAUAUUAACACAUUCAGCCCAAAGCGGGGGGUUUAAAAAAUACUUAGUAGUCGCCAAAGUUCCAGAGCAUGUCUUUAAAAGGUAUUAGAAAUACAGUACAUCAAAACAUUAUAAUGCUGUAGUAAAGACCCCUGCCAAAUAAUAUCAACACAUAUUUAGUUUUGGCGAAAUUAUUUGUCUAGUGUAAGUUUAAGAAACAUUGCCCUGUGCCUUGAAAUUCUAUUACCAAAACCGACAUAUCUUUAAGAUAUUUUCUAAUUUGUCUCCCUCAUGAGGAGGGAGUAUAAUGAAAGUUUCACAGAAGUAACAAGUAAAGGUAGACCUACCAAUUUGUUAUAGUGUUUUACUGAUAUAUAUAUAUUUGGUUUAUGAGUUAAGUGAUUUACUGCAAUUUAAUUAGAUACUGUAUAAUAAGAAAUCAUAGUAGUCACAAACCACAGUUGGGUCACUUUCUAAGGUCCUGCUUUCCACUGGCAUACUGUUAUGUUAAGCUCAUAACUUUUUUCUUUCUCUUUCUGUCGUCUGGUGUUCAAAGCACCAGAGCUCUACUGAGCUCUACUGUGCUGUACUUUGAUGUCCAAACUUGUGAAACAAGUGUAUGAUUGGUCAACCAAAUGUGUUCUUGUUUGGGGGUGGAGCUCAUUAAAAUAAUAGCCAGUGUGUAGAAUAAUAUCCAAAUAUGCAGAGGAUAUUGCAUAUUUCUAC